UGUUCCCAAGAUCCUCCUCCCGCGUGGCCACCAUGGGAAGUAAGACCCUGCCGGCCCCAGUGCCUAUCCAUCCUUCCCUUCAGCUCACCAACUACUCCUUCCUGCAAGCGUUCAACGGGCUGCCCGCCGUGCCCUCUGACCACCUCUCCAACCUCUACGGCUUCAGCGCCCUGCACGCCGUACACCUGCACCAGUGGACUUUGGGGUACCCAGCCAUGCAUCUGCCCCGCUCCUCCUUCUCCAAGGUGCCCAGCGUGUCAAGCCUGGUGGAUGCACGGUUCCAGCUGCCAACCUUCCCACUUUUCCCGCAUGUCAUCCAGCCCAAGCAAGAGGCCACCAAUGUGACCCUCAAAGCCAAACCACGCUUCGACUUUGCCAACUUAGCAGUGGCUGCCACACAAGAGGACCACUCUAAACUGGGACAGGCAGACAGUCAGGGCUCGCCCCCAGGGCUGGGGUCUUUGCUUGAGGUGACUAAACUCUCUCCAGAGAAGAAACCCACGCGGGGAAGGUUACCGUCCAAAACCAAGAAGGAGUUCGUGUGUAAAUUCUGUGGCAGGCACUUCACCAAGUCCUACAACCUUUUGAUCCAUGAAAGAACCCACACUGAUGAACGGCCCUACACGUGUGACAUUUGCCACAAGGCCUUCAGAAGACAGGAUCACCUGAGGGAUCACAGAUAUAUCCAUUCUAAAGAAAAGCCUUUUAAGUGUCAAGAAUGCGGGAAAGGAUUUUGCCAGUCCAGAACGCUAGCUGUCCACAAGACACUGCACACGCAAGUAAAGGAACUGAAACCUGCCAAACUUAAGUGCUGAAUCUCCAACUUCUAUGAACUUUUCCUCCCCUUCAGACUUUACACCAAAACCAGAGC
This is a messenger RNA of Gavia stellata (red-throated loon), 871 nucleotides long. It is a transcript of the gene OSR1, whose product is annotated as odd-skipped related transcription factor 1. Lineage: Eukaryota; Metazoa; Chordata; Aves; Gaviiformes; Gaviidae. The record is from RefSeq and is a predicted model, not a curated record. Gene Ontology annotation, cellular component: nucleus. The coding region runs from base 33 to 815 and encodes 260 amino acids. The transcript has 2 exons. Gene Ontology annotation, molecular function: DNA-binding transcription factor activity, RNA polymerase II-specific; RNA polymerase II transcription regulatory region sequence-specific DNA binding. Gene Ontology annotation, biological process: regulation of transcription by RNA polymerase II; embryo development; urogenital system development.